GCCAGGGCUGUGCUCAGCAUCUUAUGUGCUCCCGCUCCCAGGAGGGUGUCACCUGCUGCAUGCCUCCAUCACAAUGCCCCUGCCUCCCACCAUUAGUUGUCAGCUAGAGCUGAUGGGAGUCCUGACCGCGGGUCAGAACCCGUCCUCCCUCUCUCCUCCACCACCUCCACCGGAAGCCCUGACCUAAUUCCCCUCCUGGCCAGUCUUCCACGCCAGCUUCAUGCUUGCAACAGGCAGGAGUGACAUGAGAGCCAAGAUGCGCUCCUCGGCCUCGGAUGCAGAGUUUGACGCUGUGGUUGGAUAUUUAGAAGACAUUAUCAUGGAUGAUGAGUUCCAGCUGUUACAGAGGAACUUCAUGGACAAGUACUACCAGGAGUUUGAGGACACUGAGGAGAAUAAACUCUCCUACACGCCAAUUUUUAACGAAUAUAUUUCGCUGGUGGAAAAGUACAUCGAAGAACAACUGCUGGAGCGGAUCCCUGGGUUUAACAUGGCGGCUUUCACGACCACCUUACAGCACCAUAAAGAUGAGGUAGCUGGUGACAUCUUCGACAUGCUGCUCACAUUUACAGAUUUUUUGGCUUUUAAGGAAAUGUUUCUGGACUACAGAGCGGAAAAAGAAGGCCGGGGACUGGACUUAAGCAGUGGUUUAGUGGUGACUUCGUUGUGCAAAGCAGCUUCUCUGCCAGCGUCCCAGAAUGACCUGCGGCACUAGGUCCCACCUCCACCCCAGUGAAUGGGCUCGUUCUGGACGUCACCGGCCCACAGGCUCCAAGCAGCUCCAGGCCAUGGCCACAGAAUACAUCUUGGAAAGACUGGCUCUGUUCUGCUGCUCUUCAUUCGGGUUCAGUAUUGAUGGGUCGGUACCAUGCCUGACCCCUCCGGAUCUGCUUCUUCCUGCCCCCUCCUGCAUUCAGGGGUCCUCAAAGCCCUCUCAAGCAGAACCUUUCUCUGGAGCUUCCUAGUCAGACCCUCUGGAGCAACCUCAUGGCCAGCAUUCUACUUGGGGCCAUCCCCCCACCAACCCAGCAGGUGUGUCUGUGGCAGUCAUGUGGAAUAACCUCCCUCAUGACCCUGUGUCCCAGCAGGCUUUGCAGGAAGCUUCCUAUGUCCUCGGCAGCUCUUUUCCACACAGGCAGUAGGUUCAGUCCUUUAACCUAACAGAGUGUUUUGUCGCGGGCAAUACUCCAGCUGCCUGCCCAUCGCAAGGCUCCUAAGGCCAAGGAUCCCAGCUUUGCCUGGAUGUAGCAAUCACCUCAAACUCAGCUUAAAAGCCACAUGUGAGAAUCAAGCCCCUGGCUGACGUUUGUAGUCCUAGCAUUUUGUCUUUUGCUGGUCCUGAUGUCGUCUUACUGUUUCUAGAAGUCUCUUCUAAGCAUUGUUCUUAAAAUUAUCUAUUUUUCUAGAUGGACACUCAGGCUCACCUAGUGGAAUGAUUUUAGAGCUUCCAGGAUUAGCCAAGUGAAGGUCCAAGUGUUCCAUGCCGCGUCCUCGCUGCGUGUCAGUGCUGUGGUGGUACGGCUGCCUUCCGUGCUGCCAUUCCCACCUGACUGGGCCCCAGGGAGUGCUGGAGGCAGGCUAGAGGCUGCCCUGUUCAGUGUUUGCGCAUGAGUACGUCAGGGCCCUCUGGGUAAGCCAAUGUGCUGUUUUCCAAUGGCAUAGGGCACCGCUAACUUCUUGUCAUCUGCCAAUAUGAUGUCCCCAAGUCAAGCUCACGAGUAGGGUUAGGAAGCAGCUUAACCACUGCUCUGUCCACUUUGGUUUUAUACGCAGUGUUUGGUUGAAUAUCACUAACCUGAAAGUGUGUCUUAAUCCUUUGGGGAAAAAAAAAAGCAGCAAUGUACUAAUUCAGUUCUAGUGAAUACUCCCCCUUUUUUAAGUAAAAGAAUCUGUACUGACUUUGAACUUGGCUGUUCUGGUCUCAUGGGAUGUGCUAUGAGCUGUGUUUUUCUGUCCCACAAUGUCACUGCUCUGGUUCCUGAGUAAAUUAUGAGGUGUUUUGCAAGAAGCA
Ochotona curzoniae (black-lipped pika) is the source of this 2011-nucleotide messenger RNA. RefSeq names its product ADP ribosylation factor like GTPase 2 binding protein (gene ARL2BP). Gene Ontology annotation, cellular component: mitochondrial intermembrane space. NCBI's taxonomy places the organism in Eukaryota, Metazoa, Chordata, Mammalia, Lagomorpha, Ochotonidae. Gene Ontology annotation, biological process: positive regulation of tyrosine phosphorylation of STAT protein; maintenance of protein location in nucleus. The record is from RefSeq and is a predicted model, not a curated record. The coding region runs from base 221 to 715 and encodes 164 amino acids. The transcript is spliced from 6 exons.